Daucus carota subsp. sativus is the source of this 894-nucleotide messenger RNA. Its product is annotated as dormancy-associated protein homolog 4. NCBI's taxonomy places the organism in Eukaryota, Viridiplantae, Streptophyta, Magnoliopsida, Apiales, Apiaceae. The transcript is spliced from 3 exons. Bases 215 to 556 code for a protein of 113 amino acids. The record is from RefSeq and is a predicted model, not a curated record.
CUCCUCGUUGAAUAAAAAUAUUUUGGUUUCGAAAUCGAAGAAAAGUAGUGAUUUUACAACCUCCCUCUCCCUCUCUAAUUAGUAACAUUCGUAUCACCUCCUUAAUAAUUUCAUCACCUCCUUGACUUGGUACAUUGUUACAAAAGGAGAAGAAGAAGAGAGAAGUAUCAUUUAACUAAUUCUUUUUGUUUUAUUAAUUCAAAUAAUUCCAACAAUGGGCUUCCUUCAUAAGCUAUGGGAUGAAACGCUGGCUGGACCUGCGCCUGACUCUGGCCUCAGCAGACUCCGCAAGAAUGCAGUCUCCGAUCGAUCAUCUGGCCGUCAUGCUCUUGACAAAAUCCCGAUUUCUCGCACCAUCACCAUGCUCCGCUCUGACUCCGUCCCAUCUUCUCCGACCACCCCCACCACUCCCGGCUCUCCAUUUUCGCCUACUUCACCAACUGGGGAAUUCAAGAAACUGACUAGGAGAAAAUCGACAUCAGAAUCAUUACCUCGACCUCCGCCUAAGAGUCCAACUGGAUACGAUUGGAUUGUUCUCAGCGCUCUGGAUCGUUAAGAGAGGAAGAAUCAUUUUUCGCGUGUCGACAGAAUAACAAGCAGAUAAACAUAAAUAUUUUACACUAAUUACUACAUAUCUGUAGAUACAUAUCAAUCAACUCGUACACAUGAUCUUAGUUCACAGCUGCAUUUCGGCCGGGCCCUUGCUUCCUCCAUGAUGAAAUUGGAGUGAUGCCUAUGUUUUUUUUUCGAUAUUUUGAUUUUAUUUUUUCUUUUGUAUGUAUUAAUUUGUCCCCAUGGUCUGUGUUCUCGUCCUGCAAAUUGGGUACAUGUAAUAUAAUUCUUCUAUCAAUGGACUUACUAUACAACUAUGCAACUCCAGCACCUUUCUACUCU